AUGGAUUUGUCUAUACCUAGGAUUAAAUUUGAGGCUGAAAAGUACUUUGAAGAAGAAUUCGAUCUUGAAGAAGCUGUGGGAGAUAGCAAAGCACACGACUCGUUGGUCGCGGCGUGCGGUGCGGUCGGUGCGGGCGCGGCGGGCGCGCGCAGGACGGGCGGGCGCGGCGCCACGACGACGGCGCACAGCAAGCAGCUGGCGGCGGGCGGGGCCAACCACCCGGCCCAGCCGCAAGGUAACAAACGCUCCGGCUGCGGUGGCGAUGGAGACUACCAGCUGGUGCAGCACGAGGUGCUAUAUUCCUCGUCGAAUAGGUACGAGGUGCUCGAAUUCCUCGGGCGAGGCACGUUCGGGCAGGUGGUGAAGUGCUGGAAGAAGGGCACUAACGAGAUAGUCGCCAUCAAGAUAUUGAAGAACCAUCCCAGCUAUGCUCGCCAGGGGCAGAUUGAGGUGUCCAUCCUCUCCCGCUUGUCUCAAGAGUCGGCGGACGAGUUCAACUUCGUCCGCGCGUACGAAUGCUUCCAGCAUCGCUCGCACACGUGCCUCGUGUUCGAGAUGCUGGAGCAGAAUCUGUACGACUUCCUCAAACAGAACAAGUUCUCGCCUCUACCUCUGAAGUACAUCAGGCCGAUAUUACAACAGGUCUUGACGGCGUUGCUUAAGCUCAAACAACUGGGUCUCAUCCACGCGGAUUUAAAGCCGGAGAACAUAAUGUUGGUGGAGCCCGCGCGUCAGCCCUACAGGGUUAAGGUCAUCGACUUCGGCAGCGCCUCGCACGUCAGUAAGGCCGUGUGCAACACCUACUUGCAGAGCAGAUACUAUAGAGCACCAGAAAUAAUUCUAGGGCUCGCGUUCUGCGAGGCGAUAGACAUGUGGUCCCUCGGAUGCGUCGUGGCCGAGCUGUUCCUGGGCUGGCCGCUGUACCCGGGCUCCUCCGAGUACGACCAGAUCAGAUACAUCUCCCAGACCCAGGGGCUGCCCACUGAGCAUAUGCUCAAUAGUGCAUCUAAAACGGCGAAGUUCUUCUACCGCGACGUGGACAGCACGUACCCGUUCUGGCGGCUGAAGACGCCCGAGGAGCACGAGCUGGAGACCGGCAUCAAGAGCAAGGAGGCCAGGAAGUACAUAUUCAACUGCCUCGACGACAUUGGACAGGUGAACGUACCAACUGAUCUUGAAGGCGGCCAACUGUUAGCGGAGAAAGCAGAUAGAAGGGAAUUUAUUGAUUUACUCAAAAGAAUGCUUACAAUGGACCAGGAAAGAAGGAUAACGCCAGGCGAGGCGCUCAAUCACGCGUUCGUGACGCUCGCGCACCUCGUCGACUACGCGCACUGCAAUAACGUCAAGGCCUCCGUCCAGAUGAUGGAGGUGUGCCGUCGUUCUGGCAGCGUGGGCGGCGUGGGCGUGGGCGGAGUGGGUGUGGGCGGUGUGGGCGUGGGCGGCGGCGAGUACGUGGGCGGAGUGGUGGCGCCCGCUGCGCCCUCCGCCCACCACCUAGCACUGACCAUCAACCAGCAGAGGUUGAGAGCGGCGCCCUAUGAUAAUUUGUACCAGCUGUACGGCGGCGGGCGCGUGGCGGUGGGCGGCGCGCGGCAGUACGCGGCGCGCGCGGCCGAGCCCUUCCCGCACCAGUUCGUGUCCUCCAUACUGUGCCAGCCGGCGUACCAGGUGCAGCAGCUAGCAGCGGCCGCGGCGGCGGCGGCGGCGGCGCACCAGCAUGGCGUGGGCGUGGGCGUGGGCGAGGUGGGCGAGUGGCGCGCGCCGCUCAUUGUGGAGCCCGCGCCGCUGCCCGAGCCUGACGUCUGGGACUUCCACCACGCUCACCACCAUCAUCCCCAUAAGAGAUCAACCAAGCAACAGACGAGCGCCGUGCCGCACUACCAGCCGCACCACCAAGCGCAACAAUACAGUAUGGCGAGCGGUGGCGGUAAGAAGGAGGCGACUCAGCUCUCCCCCGUCAAGAAGCGAGUGAAGGAAGGCACGCCCCCGUCCAGGCACAGGCAUCAUGAUCACACUAACCGCGGCGCGACGUCGGCCGCGGGCGCGUGGGAGGGCUGCGCCAGCGCCGGGCACACCAUCACCAUCCGCGACACGCCCUCGCCCGCCGUCUCUGUCAUCACCAUCUCCGACUCCGACGACGACGCCGACCCUCGCGCCAACAGAGGUAGCGGCGAAUGCCAACCACAUCAACAAACUCACGCAACAACAAACGUUACAAACAACGCCAGCAUCACCACCAACAGUAGUGCGGGCGCGAGUGGGAGUGGGAUCGGGAGUGGGAGUGGGGGAGUGACGGUGAGCACUACCGGCGGAGUUAUAUGCAGCGCGAAGACGCCUCGUGACGAGCGGCACGUCAAGCACGAGCCGCAUCACCAGCCCUGUCAUCAUCAUCACACGCAGCCCCAGCAGCCGCAGCAGCCCCAGCAGCCGCAGCAGCCGCAACGGCCGCCGCAGGCCACGCCGCAGAGCCAGAAGAAGCGGCUGCUCGCGCUCGCGCAGCAGGAGCAGGCCAAGCUCGAGCACCGCGACCACCCGCCCGCGCCCGCGCCCGCGCCCGCCGCACACUAUAAUAGCGGUUCGACGGUACGCCAGACGAAUGACUAUCAAUGCAAUCAGUAUGUUCCUACGCAGCAGCAUAAGAGGGAUAGUAGCGGCGGCUGUCGAGACUAUCUGCCGGUCAGCGGUGCAGUAAGCGGAGUUAGCGGAGUCAGCGGAGUGAGCGGAGUAAGCGGAGUGAGCGGAGUUAGCGGAAUGGGUAUGAGCGUGAACGUGGGUCCGCCCGCCGCGCACAAGCACGCGCCGCACGCGUGGCACCACCACCCCCACCCGCACUACAAUGGUGUGAGUGGAGUGACGGCGGCCGGCGGCGUGGGCGUGGGCGUGGGCGGCGCGGCGGGCGGCGGCGUGCUGUCGCCGGGCGGCGUGUCGCCGGGCUACCUGCCGCCGCCGCUCUACGUGCCCACAUACCAUUAUCACACCGGCGGAGUGAGCAGCGCGCACAGCGUGGCGGGCGUGGCGGGCCCGCCGCCCGCGCACCACGGCAGCCGCCUGCCCUACCUGCAGCCCUACUCGCCCACCUACCUCGUGCCGCAGCACCCGCAGCAGCACCUCUGGUACACCGAC
Messenger RNA from Brenthis ino (lesser marbled fritillary), 3123 nucleotides. The record is from the annotation of a GenBank genome assembly. Lineage: Eukaryota; Metazoa; Arthropoda; Insecta; Lepidoptera; Nymphalidae.